Molecule: messenger RNA, 1715 nt
Organism: Ruditapes philippinarum (Manila clam)
Lineage: Eukaryota; Metazoa; Mollusca; Bivalvia; Venerida; Veneridae
Product: pre-B-cell leukemia transcription factor 2-like
Exons: 1
Coding region: 367-1272 (301 amino acids)
Biological process (GO): regulation of DNA-templated transcription
Molecular function (GO): DNA binding
Source: RefSeq, a predicted model, not a curated record
GGCCCUGAGUGAGAUAAAUACAGAUUUUUGUUAUUGAUGACCAGUGUUUUUACAGUUAUACUCCCAGUAUACUUGUUUGAAAAUACGUUGAAUUAAUGUAUUGGAAGAGUAAUUAGGGAUUUUUUGGAAAAUAAUCUCAGUGUUUGAAUAGCGAUGGACAGAGUGAACAAGUUUUUAUAGUGACAUAUUUGUGUGGGAAUUUUAUGACAUUUUAGUGUGGGAAGUUUCACACAUACUAUAUGAUAUUUAAGCAAGUGCAUUUCCAAUACUUGCCAUAUCUGAGAAAGCAUUUCGUAGGACUGUUUGUUAUUAAACAUACAACCAGUAGGAUAAAAAUAAACAUUUAAUAUUCUGGGAUAAUAAAAGAUGGCAGCUAUUCUGAAAACUGCUUCGAAAUCUGACUCUCCAGAUAAAGACUUUAUGAAGUUACAGUCAAAUCCAAUGUUCAGUGCACUGAGGGCAACAUUAAUUACAGAUGUGGAGCAGACGACAAAUAUUCCUGUGACCUUGAUCAAGGUUAAAGAUGAGAAAUUGGAGCAGGAGUCGAGUCUCGAUCCUGCUGUUGUUGCUGUACAGGAAGCAAACCUUCAGUCGGAUUUUCAGCAAAUUUUACCGUCGGGAAAUCAGAAAGUUUCCGAAUUACAGAUGUUUUACAAUGAGCAGUGUUCGGUCAUAGAAAACAGUCGUAACGAAGCUAUCCAGCAGUUGAAGGAGAACAAUAUGUUAAGUGUUUCGCAGUAUAAACGAGAGAUGGGAAUUAUUCAUACUCAUCAUGAUGAACAGAGGAUGCAUUUAACCAAUCGUGUGACAGCAAGUUUACAACUGUUGAAAAUAAGUAUGCCGUCGUCUGCUGAAGUUUCUAGUUCGAAAUCCAAAAGUCGUCAAUUAAAUAGUUACGCUGUUGAAGUUAUGACAGAAUGGUACGACAGGCAUAUUGAUAAUCCUUACCCAACGGAUGAAGAGAAAUUAGCAUUAGCCGAUAUGGGCGGACUUUCAUUAUCACAAGUGAAGGCGUGGUUUGCGAACAAAAGAAAUAGAACAAAUAAUACAAAACCAAAGAAACAAAAGAUACAGGUUGAGAAGAAGUUGUUGAACAUUUGUACCGAACUUUCCAACGGACAGCCUGGAAGUACGCCAAGAUUUUAUGGACAGAUUAUUGCACAGUUGUCUGAUAUUGUGAACUGUUCGCAGGUGUUUAGCAAUCCAAGUAGAAUCAUAGCUGAUGCUUAUAAUUCAAGCGGUGAUGAACUGGAAACCAUGUAUAAUGAGUAAUUUCUUUAAAAUGGAUAAUAUAGAAUUUUAUGAAUUUCAAUACCAAAGAAUAUGUGAACUGUGAAAAAAUAUAUUAGAAUUUUCAAGACAGAAAGAAUUUUAUUGGUGGAUAAUAAUGGAAAGAUAUAAAAGAUUUAUACUUGAUUUUUUCACCAUUUUCUUUUAAAUCUUCAAAAUGUAGCAUUUUAUCUUUUAGACUAAGAGCAGUUUACAUGGAAAAAAAUGUAAAUAUUUUAUGCAUAGUUAUAUAAACAAAGUCUAGUGCUAUUGUUUUUGAUAAAAUGUUUUAUGUUUUUUUAUUGUUGUACAUGUAUAUAUAGUUCAAAUAUUGUGUUCAAUUGACCAUAUUUAAAAACCACUGUGUAUAAUAAUGCAAGCCUGUGUUAUUUAAUACUGUAUCAAAAUUGUACAUUAUAUUAUAUGAAUUACAUGUAUAUAAGAAA